This is a messenger RNA of Achroia grisella, 1551 nucleotides long. RefSeq lists its product as uncharacterized. The record is from RefSeq and is a predicted model, not a curated record. The coding region runs from base 332 to 1126 and encodes 264 amino acids. The transcript has a single exon. Lineage: Eukaryota; Metazoa; Arthropoda; Insecta; Lepidoptera; Pyralidae.
UCAAAAUUAUGUCAAUCAAAAUACAAAUCAAUUACAAUAACAAUAAUAAAAAUUGAAAGUUAUGUAACAAUAAUUUAGAACAUUUUAAUAGACGCAGUUGUACAGAAAUAAUCCAAAACAUACUUACAAUAACAUGUUCAGUAUUGUGUGAAAUGCAGUGAGACUCAAUGAAUCGGUAGAGUACCUACUUCAUCAAACGAUGAAUCCACUAAAUUUAUUGGAAACGUUUCUCUCGUCUCUACAAGAGUACUGGUGGCUAUAUGAUAUAGCGACAGACUGUUAUCCAAUCGCCAUGAUGUCUAAAAUCCAUACAGUUUGAAGCACCUACCUAAUGGUUACCAUAAAAAUCAAUAAACCGAAGAUUUCUUCCAUCCAGAAUGUCACAAAACCUCUCAUAUCAUCAGGUACCAAUAAAGUAUAUUCCCAAUUGCCAGAAAGCUAUUCCACCACAAUUGUUAGUAAUACAGCUACAUAUCCUACGUCAGCUAUCGCUAAUGGGGGUUAUAUGGAAGAAACCGUGGCUUUAUCGAAUGAUGACACACUAAGUAUGAUAAGCUCUCCGUGGAGUACUGAGUCAUGGACCUCUCAAUCCCCUGUACUUGAAGGCACAGACUUCAGUUCGUUCCCGUCUGACAUGGAUACUGUAUUGACAUCUGUAACCUUACAUCCGCGUUCAUCUACAUCAUACGGCGUCUCAAGUUCAUCAAUCAGGUCAAAAACUAGUACUUUCACUAUAAAUGUAGACUCUAGUAUUAGUCAAUCGUUGCACCCUCCAACAGUCGUAACCAGCAAGACUUACUCCGAUACCUUGAGUUCAUGGACUCUAGAAACCUUUACUAGUACCGGUGUGAUUUCCGACUCGAGAGCUGUUAAGGCCAAGUGUUCAUGGAGUCCAAGCAAUGUAUACAGUGGUACCGACAUCUAUCCGAGUUCGCUUGACACGUUGGAGUCCCGGAAAGUCAGCAGAGAGACCCUGGCCACGACAGACGCGUUUGGUAGCGUCAGAAGAAAGAUAGACCCACUCAUUCCUAUGAAUUAUGUAUUAAGACCUAAUAAGCAAGAAUACAAUCCAGUUUUAGAGUGGGAGCUGAUAAAACGUAAAUGUUCCCAAUUAUUUAAGUUAUAAAUAAAAAAAAAUGUAUAACAAUUAAAUAUUAUAUUUCAACAAAAUAUAAUUUCUUAAUUAUCACUAACUGCUAUUAAUAAUUCAUUAUUCUAAAUACAAUAUCCAAUUAUGUUCAAAUAGUGUCACAAAUGAAGUAUUAAAACCAUUUUUAUUUUACUAACAACCUCAGAGCUCUUACGUUAACUGUGGUACAAGUUACAACACGGUAAUAAUCUAAAAGUUAACCUUUAAUAUGUACAAUGUAGUUUGAAAAGAGAGUUUCUUGCCAGUUCUUAUCGGCUUGAAUUAUAUUUCUGACUCUGGCAUCAUCGCACAACUCGCUUUACGCAUUUCAAGCCGCUAGCGGCGUCUAGCGGUCGUAUAUAACAGUACCAAGGAUAAAAUGUGGUUAAUUAACCGUUAAUAACGAAAAAUGCAUUUUUAAC